AUGUUCGACAAAAAAAAGUCGUUUCAGCCACCAGGAUGUGGAGAAGAUCUUAUGGCGACAAAUAGGAAACAAAUGGUGAAUGGCAGUGUAGGAUUUGGAUCCGAUCUCAGAGAUCAUUUCGAUUUCUGCAACUACAUGAUAUCGGCACCUAAAGGAAAAAAGAUUGUGGUGGACCUCGAGUGGGUUUCCUAUGGUUAUGACAGACCAGGUUGUAUAAGAGGAGGAGUCGAGAUUAAAGCUCAAAAGGAUCAGAAGCUAACAGGUUACCGUUUUUGCUCGCAGUUAGGCAGUGGAGGUCCUAUUGUAUCGAGUGUCAAUCCCCUACCUCUGAUCCUAUUUAACAGGCAAGGCACGAUGCAGACAAGAGUCACUUACCGUUACAUUGAUUAA
Messenger RNA from Angiostrongylus costaricensis, 390 nucleotides. Lineage: Eukaryota; Metazoa; Nematoda; Chromadorea; Rhabditida; Metastrongylidae. The record is from the annotation of a GenBank genome assembly.